CGAAUUUGCAUAGGGAUUGGUUAUUCCACGGCUAAGGGAACUUUAUGGCUGAGCUAGGUACCUGAAUAGAUUAAAUUAUAUGGUCCUAGGGGCCAUCUGUUUUUCAGUGGCAGCUGCUGCUGGUGAAUCCCUGCCGCAGCCAGGUAACAAUGUUCAUACACCAAUUAUUCAUUUAAAUAGUUCGCGUACCAAAAACAAGUCCAACAUUUCUCAUUAGUAUUUCUCGCAGGAAACAUCAAACAUCAUGAAAUAUUUUCUAUCGAUCAUAUUUGGUGCCUUGUCAUUGACUGCGGCACAGUAUUUCGGUGACGGUGGCAUGCUCGGUGGCAAUCCCUAUGGACACCAGGGACCCCAGGUAUCCUAUGGCCAGCAGCAGCAACAGCAGCCCCAGACGCAGGACUACUUUAGCGGUGGCUUUGGCUAUGGCUAUGGGCCAUCUUUUGCCGCCGGCUUGGAUCAACUGCAGCACCAACAGCCACAACAGCAGCAGCAGCAGCAGCAGCCGGGACCGUAUUUCUUUGGUCCAUACGGAGGUUGAAUCUGUCAUGAGCUCUCUCUGCCCGUUUCGCCAUCAUUUCUGUGUGGUUCUGGCACCAGCUAAAAGUUCAAUUCCCAGGCAAUAAAAUCUCCCACAAUACCAAUUACUGAAGUUUCCU
Drosophila obscura is the source of this 656-nucleotide messenger RNA. Its product is annotated as maternal protein pumilio-like. Bases 245 to 538 code for a protein of 97 amino acids. The transcript has 2 exons. NCBI's taxonomy places the organism in Eukaryota, Metazoa, Arthropoda, Insecta, Diptera, Drosophilidae. The record is from RefSeq and is a predicted model, not a curated record.